CUUCUCUGCUUUCUGUUUCUCUCUUCCCUCUCUCUUCAUAUUGCAUCUAGCUUUCUGGGUGAGAGAACAGCAGCAUAGCACCGUAGACCAGUUUGGAAUCAGUAAGCAUCAUGGCACCUCCCGUAUUCAUCUACGUCGGUGGAGUAAUCAUCGCAAUCGGAGCAGCAUACGCGCUUAAACAGUUCAUCUACGAACCCUACGUUGCCCCGCAACUCGAGAAAUGGGCUCAGGCUUUCAUCGAAUCCCGCCGCCGGGCAAAGGAGGAACAGCGUGAACGCCGGAUGCACGCGCCUAUGAUGGCUAUGCGCUCCGGUGCACCGGUGGGGACGUCAUACGACUAUGUCCGGCUUGAUGGGGAAGAGAACGAGCUACGCCGUGCUGGGUCUGCCAAGGCCCGCGAGUGGAGUGCGCACAAUAGAGCAGAGGAAGAAGCACCAGUGCCUAUCGAGUUGGAGAAGUUUGCCGCAGGAGAGAAGAAUCGUUUAUCCUGGAGUGAGAGGGAGCUGCCCCCCAAUAUGCCCCUUCCUGCACUUCCGAACGCUCCGGGGCUGAGAAAGCGUGCGGGCGGGAGCAGGCCGACCAGCAGGCCACAGAGUUUUGUUGAGAUCACCGAAGUCCCCGGGUUGCCCGUGUCGGCCUACAUCCCCCUCACCCCGCAGACGACGCAUAUAGCGUCUCCCAAGCCCGACUUCCGGCAGACCUUCUCCGCUCCUCCAGCUCUCCCCGCUCCGGCCCCCUCUCAGCCUGCGCUCCUCUCACCACCGAUGUCAGCCACCUCUCCUCCGCCGGUGCAGCGUAUCCUCAGCCCUCCUCAGGCGCGGGAGUACCCCCAGCCUCUGCAUGGGACGAUCGAGGACCUCACCUCCCCGCUCGUAGGGGACUCCCUUAUCCACCUCGUGGUCCAAUCCCAGCCCGGCCAAGCCCCAGAAUCCGUCUUCGCGCGUAGCCCCAGCCCUUUCCUACAGCCAGGCACGCCCUCCCUCAGCCAUAGGUCGUACCAGUCCUCCCCUUACCCCUCCCGCCCACCGAGCGCACUCUCAUCCGUCUUCUCCCCUCCGGGCAGUGCGCUCUCCCUCCCUUCCCCCCUGGCGCGCACCCCGAGCUGGACGGCGCUUUCCCGCGCCUCGUCGGCUAUGGGAGGGGAGGACGAGGUGCUCAGCCAGAGCAGUAGGAGUGUGACUGAUGAGGAGACUGGGAGUGAACUGGGGAGCGAGAUCGGCAGUGUGUGGGAUACGAUUAGCAGGCGGAGCGCUUUGAGCGAGCAGUAUGUCCGGAUGUGAGCAGCUGUCUGGUAAGGACAGGUCCGGCCAGGAAUGUACGUUUUUGCGGUUUGCACACUUGUAAACUCCCCAUCUUCCACUGUUGUACACUCAUUGAACCCUGGACGCAGUCUCCACACGAG
Dacryopinax primogenitus is the source of this 1402-nucleotide messenger RNA. RefSeq lists its product as uncharacterized. The transcript is spliced from 3 exons. NCBI's taxonomy places the organism in Eukaryota, Fungi, Basidiomycota, Dacrymycetes, Dacrymycetales, Dacrymycetaceae. The record is from RefSeq and is a predicted model, not a curated record. Bases 111 to 1280 code for a protein of 389 amino acids.